This is a messenger RNA of Ceratitis capitata (Mediterranean fruit fly), 2943 nucleotides long. It is a transcript of the gene Ctf4, whose product is annotated as WD repeat and HMG-box DNA-binding protein 1. The record is from RefSeq and is a predicted model, not a curated record. Lineage: Eukaryota; Metazoa; Arthropoda; Insecta; Diptera; Tephritidae. Gene Ontology annotation, molecular function: protein binding; chromatin binding. Gene Ontology annotation, biological process: DNA-templated DNA replication; DNA repair; mitotic cell cycle. Gene Ontology annotation, cellular component: nuclear replication fork. The transcript has a single exon. The coding region runs from base 50 to 2848 and encodes 932 amino acids.
UAAUUUUUACAACAGCAGUAAAGUUUUUACUUUUAUAUUUAAAUAAACAAUGGCCUACGAACGCAGCUCAUUGCGCUAUGCGCAUACAAAUGGUUACACCAGUCUCACAUUCACGGAGGACGAUGAAUCCAUCAUUACUUGCGGCUCUGAUGGUGAUAUCCGCGUGUGGAAAGGCAUUGAUGAUGAUGAUCCGAGUUCCACUUGUUUGGGUGAGUUUGUUAUGUGUAUUGCACAUAGCAGUAAACGUCUCUUGGCGUCCACCGAUAGAAACACCGUGCAAUCAUAUACAUAUCCUGAACUUGAGAGCGAUGGCACAUUAAUGCGUUUCACGGCACCAGUGACGUGCCUACGCGUACAUGAGAAAUAUAUAGCUGCUGGUUCAGAUGAUACUAACAUAAAGGUGCUCAAAAGUGAUGAUAACAAAAGUGAAAUGCAUUUACAGGGACAUAGCGGUCCCGUUUUGGCGUUGGAUAUAUGUUAUAAAGGUGAAUUGUUAGCAUCCAUAGCUGGUGAUGGUUAUUUGAAAAUUUGGAAACUUAGCGAAGAGGGUGCAGAAGUGAAAAGUAUUGCUGGUUUGCCGAAAAUAAACAGUUUUGAGAACGCCGAGCAUUUCGGUACGCCCAGCUUCGAACCACAAAAUAGCAAGUCUCUGGCUUAUGUGCAUGGAAAGGAGAUAAUUGUAUUGAAUACAGACACCUGGGAAGUGAAAUUUACGCUAUCCGAUGAUCGCGUCAAGGGUGAAUACACAUGUUGUCGUUUUUCAAAAGACGGUCAAUAUCUAGCAGCUGGAACUGAUAAAGGAGAAAUUAGUGUAUAUGAUUUUAUGCGCAAGCAAGCAUUAAAAACUGAGCCACCGUCAAGUGAGUGUCAGGCCAUAACAUGCAUAAGUUGGAAUGCAGCGGGCUCAGAGUUGGCAUAUUGCGAUGUAACUGGUCAGCUGGGUACAUUAUUCCGAACGAAAGGUAGUAAUGGUGCUGUAUUCGCAGAUGGUGAGGCGGAAGAAGUUGAUUUCGGUGAUAUUGAAUUCAAUAAUGAGGAUAAUGAUGAUCUCAUAAGCGGAAGCGGUUUCGACGGUGUUGAUGAAAAUCAUAUUGGUGGCGAUGACGAUGAUGAUGAUGGCAUAUCAAUCGAACGACUGAAAAGCCAAGUUAUGCGCAAUGCUGUUGGCUACAGUGAUGGGCAGGAAGAAAACACGCGUGAUUCUUUACCGAAAUCCAUGCAUAGUGAAAUCGAGCCGCAGGUACAUGUCAAGACUUUUAAACAACAGCCAGCCUUUCAGCCGGGCGCAACACCAACUCAUUUGGAGCAUCGUUAUCUUGUAUGGAAUGAUGUUGGCAUUGUGACAGCGCAUACGGAGGGUGCUGAUGGCUCGUUGGAUGUGGAAUUUCAUGAUGCCAGUGUCCAUCAUUCGCUGCAUAUACCGAAUUACAGUAAUCACAACAUGGCCAGUUUGAGUGCAAGUGUAUUAGCGCUUUCCGCUGAAAAUGCCACAAAAUUGGUGUGCAUUGCUUUGGCUGCAUCGGGCAAUAAAGAAUGGUCGGUUAGUUUUCCUGAUUGCGAGAGUACAGAAGCGCUAGUCGCUACCAACAAAUUAGUGGGUGUUGCUACAAGCAUGCAAUUCUUGCGUUUAUUUACAGUAAUGGGUACACAGCGUGAAAUUAUAUCUAUACCGGGACCUGUAGUAGCGUUAGCUGGACAUGAAGAUCGUAUAUUAGUGGUCUACCAUAGCGCACCACCUGGCACACUACAACAACAUUUAUCUGCAAUGCUUAUACAAACAGCGGGCAUGCAGCUACGCACACAACACCUGCCAGUUCCUCUAACACCUGAACGUCGCCUAACUUGGCUGGGUUUUUCAGAUUGCGGCUCACCGGUAUUUUCUGAUUCAAUGGGUCUAAUACAGUUAUAUAGCUUAAAGAGUAAAUGUUGGUAUCCAAUUUGUGAUACACUGAAACAAAGUCAAAGCGUUUCGAAUAAUUAUUUUGUCAUUGCUGUGUCGGAACGUAGUCAAAUUAUACAAGCCGUAUUGUGCCGUGGCAGCUCAUAUCCGAUGACUAACCCACGUCCAAUGACUCAGGAAUUGACAGUGCAAUUACCCGUAUGUGAUGCCGAUGUGGAGAAAUCUGAGAUAGAGGAUACUUUGGUACGCGCUUCUAUUAUGAAUGUGGAUAACGCCGAUAAGACUAUUAAGGAGACGGCAAUCAAGCUUUUCGCAUUAGCUUGUCGUACUGAAGUUGAAAUGCGUGCCAAAGAACUUAUCGAAACUAUCGCAUGUCCCGAACUAUUACUUUUAGCUGUCAAAUAUGCUUCAAAAUUGGGCCGCAUACAUCUUUCAGAUCGUUUAUCAGAGCUAAUGCCACAACUAGAAGAACAAAAUCAGCGUGAACGCCAAGAGCUACAAGAAUUUGAACAACAACACAACACCACAUUUUCACCGCUAGUGCGUUCACAAAGUCCCAGUUUAGGACACAGUUCGAUGAGUGGAAAUCGUAUUGCGCCGAAGGCUAUGGAACUAACACAUGCGCGUCGUGCAUCAUUGAAACGUUUUGCUAUGUCUAAUUCACCAGUCACAUUUGGCAAAAAAUCAAUGAUAAUGAGUACGGCUGAACGUAUAGCAUCCCCAACGCCCACACCUGCAAAUUCCGAAACGAUUGAGUCACAGGAAAAUAUACCAGAUAAUAAUGUAGAAAAGUUAGAUGCCAACAGCGAUGAAUUGAAGGAUGUUACACGUACUCCGCUCAAUGCAGUAAAUCCCUUUGCAGCUAAACGCAAACAUUCAGAAGUUGACCCGACCAACAAAGGUGGUGUUUUAAUAAAUGGCGGAAAGUUGAAGAUAGCCAAAAAAUAAUAAUUCUAAUUUUAUCACUCAAUUUAUUAUAAACUAUAUAUUGUAUUCUAUUCAUUUUAAAUAUACUGACAUUGUAUUCAUAAAUCGACCAAGAA